GAUGGUGGCACGGAAAUGAGAGUAAAGUCUCGGCCAUGGUACACCCCCGCUCUUCCUACAAACGUGACCAAACCAUCCCGUAUGCCCAUCGCUAGCUCGAGGAUGAGGAGAUGGUCUGAAGCGAUGUAGAUAGCAUUAUCACAUGACCAUAACCGUGCGUUACGUGAUGUCUGUUCUGCGUUAAAAGCACUUCAGCAUCCAGUAGGUUAAUCCGCCUUACGUCGCAAAUAAUUAUCCACUGGGAUAAUCAACCCAUCAUCAUUAUGUCGUCCCGACUUUACGGUGUGGAUAUAGAAGACAUAGAAGAGCUAGAGAUUCGGGUUGUCGGAUCUAACACCACCAUAAAUAAGCAGCAACUCACCGAUAUCCUCACAUCGGACAAGUUACCCUCACACGGGUUCACCUGCGACCACACCCGGAAAAGAUACGCUGUCCUGAAGGAGGUACCAUUUAUACAGGUGGCCGAGGUGGAGGAUGAGAUAAAGGACCUGUUUCCAGGGACCUUUGCAAGGAGCUGCCUGAAGACCCUUAGGAAGGAGGGGCUACGUAACGACCUGGGUACUAAGAGCUGUACGGUGGGAUUCGAGAUGACGGCUGUUGAUUGGACUAAAGAUAAACUGUAUAGCGUGACCGCUGUAUUGAGAGUUGUAAUGUGAAAGCGACUGUCGCCAUGGAGACUUUUGUAGUACUAAAUUAAAUGUCAUAACAUGAAGGAAAUAGUUUUCACAAUAAUAAAAAAGACAGUUUAUUUAUAGCAAUAAAAAGGAGGUUAUCGAUGA
Molecule: messenger RNA, 779 nt
Organism: Nematostella vectensis (starlet sea anemone)
Lineage: Eukaryota; Metazoa; Cnidaria; Anthozoa; Actiniaria; Edwardsiidae
Exons: 2
Coding region: 264-656 (130 amino acids)
Source: RefSeq, a predicted model, not a curated record